AUGGCUUCCACUAGCACCAAUGGAGCGUCGUCUCCCAACAGCUUCACCGUCAAGGCCGGUCUGGCUCAGAUGCUGAAGGGUGGUGUGAUUAUGGACGUCGUCAAUGCUGAGCAGGCCCGCAUUGCGGAAGAGGCCGGUGCUGCCGCCGUCAUGGCUCUUGAGCGGGUGCCUGCCGAUAUCAGAGCCCAGGGUGGCGUUGCCCGCAUGUCCGACCCCAGCAUGAUCAAGGAGAUCAUGGCUGCUGUCACCAUUCCCGUCAUGGCCAAGGCCCGUAUUGGACACUUUGUUGAGUGCCAGAUUCUCGAAGCCAUUGGCGUCGAUUACAUUGACGAGUCCGAAGUCCUUACCCCCGCCGACGAUGUCUACCAUGUGAAGAAGCAUGAUUACAAGGCUCCCUUCGUCUGCGGUUGCCGCAACUUGGGCGAGGCUCUGCGUCGUAUUGCCGAGGGUGCCGCCAUGAUCCGCACCAAGGGUGAGGCCGGUACUGGAGACGUUGUGGAAGCCGUCAAGCACAUGCGCACCGUCAAUGCCCAGAUCGCCCGCGCCCGCGGUAUCCUCCAGAACGCUACCGAUCCCGAGAUUGAGCUGCGCGCCUAUGCCCGCGAGCUCGAGGUACCGUAUGAGCUUCUCCGCGAGACCGCGGAGAAGGGCCGUCUGCCCGUCGUCAACUUCGCUGCUGGUGGCGUUGCCACUCCCGCUGAUGCCGCACUCAUGAUGCAGCUGGGCUGUGACGGAGUGUUCGUUGGCUCUGGUAUCUUCAAGUCCGGUGAUGCGAAGAAGCGUGCCAAGGCCAUUGUCCAGGCUGUGACUCACUUCAAGGACCCCAAGGUUCUUGCUGAGGUCAGCGAGGGCCUGGGUGAGGCCAUGGUUGGCAUCAACGUCUCUCAGAUGGCCGAGUCCGACAGACUGGCCAAGAGAGGAUGGUAA
This is a messenger RNA of Aspergillus clavatus NRRL 1, 927 nucleotides long. Its product is annotated as pyridoxal 5'-phosphate synthase subunit PdxS. The transcript has 3 exons. The record is from RefSeq and is a predicted model, not a curated record. Bases 1 to 927 code for a protein of 308 amino acids. NCBI's taxonomy places the organism in Eukaryota, Fungi, Ascomycota, Eurotiomycetes, Eurotiales, Aspergillaceae. Gene Ontology annotation, biological process: pyridoxine biosynthetic process; amino acid metabolic process; pyridoxal 5'-phosphate biosynthetic process. Gene Ontology annotation, molecular function: amine-lyase activity.